This is a messenger RNA of Brettanomyces bruxellensis, 2076 nucleotides long. RefSeq lists its product as uncharacterized. The coding region runs from base 1 to 2076 and encodes 691 amino acids. Gene Ontology annotation, biological process: DNA replication initiation. Gene Ontology annotation, molecular function: chromatin binding. NCBI's taxonomy places the organism in Eukaryota, Fungi, Ascomycota, Pichiomycetes, Pichiales, Pichiaceae. The record is from RefSeq and is a predicted model, not a curated record. The transcript has a single exon. Gene Ontology annotation, cellular component: nucleolus.
AUGGGAAAAAGGUCUAGAAAAGAAACUUUCAUAGCGGCGAAGCGUCCUAAGAAUGGAAAUGAUCCUUUAUCUGAGUCAAAUGUAUUCGCCGAGCUUGCGAAUGAUUCUCGUGGUGAUGACGCACUAUCUGUAGGAUCAAGAAGACAUCAUAAUAUGUAUAAGGAGGAUGCUAAUAAGAUUGAAGAUUAUGAGUUGACUCCUAGAAGUUUCAAGGGAGUUAGCAGUGAUGCUACUGAAGGUUUACCUGUGAAGACAGCGGAUGGUGGUUUAAAACGUAUUGUUCUGAAAGACAGUGAUUCAGAGAACGAAGCUAACGAAGUGGAGUCGGAAAAGAGUGAUGAAGAUAAUGAUAUUGCGCCAUUUGAUGGAAAUGAAAAUGUGCCAGAUUAUGAUGAAGCAAAUGAUGAAGACUAUAAAGAAUUGUCCCCGGAAACUAGGGAAAAAAAGAUUAAGGAGGAUAUCGCUCAAAUGGCUGAGAGCUUGAUGGAAAAUCCAGAAGAUAAUGUUCUCCUCUUUGCAAAAUUAUUACGAAUGAUGUCCUCGCAUGUGCCCUCCACCGCAAAGCUUUCCCUUCUAUCGGUUGUUCCAGUUUUUAAGAGUAUAUGUCCCUCCUAUAAAGUCAGGCCAUUAACAGAUGCCGAAAAGCACGAAAAGAUGUCAAAUGAUGUUCAAAAAGUUCGCUUUUUUGAACAGAACCUUGUGCGUUACUAUAGGAAAUACUUGGAUGUUCUCUCCUUACAUUCAUUAAAAUUCAGUACUUCGCCGAAAGCCACUGAUUUGGACAUCGUGCUUGGAAUUUUGUCUACACGUGCUGCAUGUCAAUUGGCAUCGCCUCUUAGGUUUUUCAAUUUCAGGUCAGAUCUUAUGAGGAUUUUAAUUCGUAGGAUUAUGCACAAACCUGCGAGUGCUGCUGAAUAUGAUGUUUUUAAAGAAUGUGUAAAAACAUUGGAGGCACUUUUAGUUGAGGAUGUUGAUUUGGGUAGUAUAUCUCUAGAUAUUUCGAGGAUGUUGUCGAGAUCAAUCAGACGCCGAAAUAUGAAAGUGGAUGAGAGUGUUGUUAAUAUAUUUCUUUCGUUAACAGUUUUGAGAGAUUAUGAUCCUCAUGCUUCAGCUGAGGAGAAAGAAAAAAAGAUCAAGCUGAAAAGAAAAGAGAAGGUAUUCUUGACGAAAAAGCAAAGAAAGGAACUUAAAGAGAAGAAAAAGAUUGAGAAGGAAAUUAAAGAUGCAGAGUUCAAAAUAACUGCAGAAGAACGAGAAAGAUUUCAAGCAGAAAUUCUAAGAACACUUCUUACCCUAUAUUUGGAAAUACUCCGAAGUAGACCUGAAAAGCUUAUGGCCCCUGUUUUAGAAGGUAUUUCAAAAUAUGGUCGUCAAGUGAACCUUGAUAUGAUUGGUGAUUUCUUACAAGUUCUUCGAGAGAUUUCACAUGAUUUACUUGAUUCUUCGAAUGACAAUAUUAUGUUUCUUAACGCUUCUCAAACUCGACAAGUAUUGUUGUGUGUUAUUACCUCAUUUUCCCUUCUUUCAUAUCUUCCAUCAAAAAGAGUUCAUCUGGACUUGAACAAAUUUGUAGAAUACCUUUAUGGGUUGUUGCCCUUGCUUUCCGAAGAUGCUGAAAUUGAAUUUUCAUACAAAACCUUGAGACUCAUGGAUCCACUUGCUACAGACCUCAAAAUGAAGCCAUCGGUGAACAUUUCCACUGAGGCAGAGCUUUUGCUCAAGGGGUUAAACGCUAUUUUCUUUAAGUCGAGAUCCGGAUCACAAGCCCGUUCAUUGGCUUUUACUAAAAGAUUGUACACUGCAAUGCUUCAGUUCCCUGAUAAGAGUACCAUCGCAGUAAUGAAAUUCAUUGGCAAAUUGAUAUCGAGAUAUGAUGAUAUUGUCAGUUUAUAUACAACAGAAGAUAGGAUUCAGAAUGGUGUCUAUCGACCAUAUGCGGAAACCAUUGAAGGAGCUAAUACUGAGGUUGCCGUUCUUUGGGAGAAUUUGCUUUUAGAAAAGCAUUAUAAUCCAACGAUCGCAAUGGGUGCCAGAGCCCUAAUUAAUAGAGCAAAAAAAGAGCCAGGUUUUAUGUAA